GGGAAGCCGGCUGUCCUUGGUUGGGUCCUCGCGAGUCCUUCCUCUCCCCUCCCGCCGCCGCUGGCAUCGCCGCCACCGCACCGGAAAAUGAGGCUGGCACGGGGAGCCCUCGCCUGGGUGAGCUUUCUGACCAUCGCCGGGACCUUCCGCCUCGGCGCGGCGCAAUCAGUUUGUGCUGGCACUGAGAACAAAUUGAGCUCUCUGUCUGAUCUUGAGCAACAAUAUCGUGCACUGCGCAAGUACUACGAGAACUGUGAGGUGGUGAUGGGCAACCUAGAAAUCACCAGCAUUGAACACAAUCGAGAUCUCUCCUUUUUGCGGUCUAUCCGAGAGGUCACUGGCUAUGUCUUGGUAGCUCUGAAUCAAUUUGCCUAUCUCCCGCUGGAGAAUCUACGGAUCAUUCGUGGAACAAAACUGUAUGAGGACCGUUGUGCAUUGGCUAUCUUCCUUAACUACAAAAAGGAUGGUAGCUAUGGACUUAGAAGGCUUGGACUGAAGAAUCUCACUGAAGUCUUAAAUGGAGGAGUCUACGUUGGUCAGAACAAAUUUCUCUGCUAUGCAGAUACUAUUCAGUGGGAAGAUAUCGUUCGCAAUCCAUUGGCUUCCAACUUCUCUGUACUUCCAAAAGAUAGCAGUACAGAUUGUGGUCCAUGUCACAAAUCUUGCGGAAACCGAUGCUGGGGACCUUCAGCGGAUGAAUGUCAGACCUUAACGAAGGUGGUGUGUGCCGAGCAAUGCGAUGGACGAUGCUAUGGGCGCUCCGUCAGUGAAUGCUGCCACCGUGAAUGUGCCGGAGGCUGUUCUGGACCAAAAGACACCGAUUGCUUUGCAUGUAUGAAUUUUAAUGACAGCGGGGCGUGCGUCACACAAUGUCCCCAGACUUCUGUCUACAAUCCUGCCACCUUCCAAAUGGAAAACAAUCGGGAUGGCAAAUACACCUAUGGUGCUUUUUGUGUCAAAAAAUGUCCACACAACUUUGUGGUUGAUAUCAGCUCUUGCGUACGCGCCUGUCCCAGUCCCAAGAUGGAAGUUGAAGAAAAUGGCAUAAAGACAUGCAAGCCGUGCACUGACAUUUGUCCUAAAGCAUGUGAUGGCAUAGGAACAGGAAGUUUGAUGUACGCUCAAACAGUAGACUCCAGUAAUAUUGACAAAUUUGUCAACUGCACAAAGAUCAAUGGGAACCUGAUCUUCCUUGUUACUGGAAUUCAUGGAGACCCUUAUCACACUAUUGAGGCGAUUGAUCCACAAAAUUUAAAUGUCUUCCAAACAGUGAGAGAGAUAACAGGGUUCCUAAAUAUACAAUCAUGGCCUGAAAACAUGACAGAUUUCAGUGUGUUUUCAAACUUGGUUACCAUUGGUGGAAGAGCACUAUACAGUGGCCUCUCUUUGCUGAUUCUCAAACAGCAUGGCAUUAGAUCCCUACAGUUUCAGUCCCUGAAGCAUAUCAGUGCUGGCAACGUCUACAUCACAGACAACAGUAACUUGUGCUACUACCACACCAUCAACUGGACCAGCCUCUUCAGCACUCCCAACCAAAAGACUGUGAUCCACAGAAAUAAGAAGGCAGAAAACUGUACGGCCGAGGGGAUGGUGUGCAGCCCUUUAUGCUCAAAAAAUGGAUGCUGGGGUCCUGGGCCAGACCAGUGCUUGUCCUGUAAGCACUUCAUCAGGGGAAGGACCUGUGUCAAGUCCUGUAACCUUUAUGAUGGGGAAUACAGGGAGUUCGCCAAUGGUUCUAUCUGCGUGGAAUGUGACCCUCAGUGUGAGAAGAUGGAUAACAGCAGGAUCACAUGUACUGGACCAGGACCUGACCAUUGCACCAAAUGUUUCCAUUUUAAAGAUGGCCCCAAUUGUGUGGAAAAGUGUCCUGAUGGGGUACAAGGCACAAACAGCUUCAUUUUCAAAUAUGCUGAUGAGGACCGUGAAUGUCACUCUUGUCAUCCAAACUGUACCCAAGGGUGUAGAGGCCCCACUAGUCAUGACUGCAUUUACUAUCCGUGGACACGCCAGUCCACUUUACUGCAACAGGCUAGAACGCCCCUGAUUGCUGCCGGAGUGAUUGGUGGACUUUUCAUCAUUGUCAUUUUGGGUUUGACAUUUGCCGUUUAUGUGAGACGCAAGAGCAUCAAAAAGAAGAGGGCCCUACGAAGGUUCCUGGAAACUGAGCUGGUGGAACCCUUGACCCCAAGUGGCACAGCUCCCAACCAAGCACAGCUGCGCAUUCUGAAAGAAACUGAGCUAAAACGUGUCAAAGUUCUUGGAUCAGGAGCCUUUGGAACUGUGUAUAAGGGUGUUUGGGUUCCUGAGGGAGAGAGUGUGAAGAUUCCGGUUGCUAUUAAAAUCCUGAAUGAAACAACUGGACCAAAAGCCAAUGUAGAAUUCAUGGAUGAGGCUCUUAUAAUGGCAAGCAUGGAUCAUCCCCACCUUGUGCGACUACUAGGUGUCUGCUUGAGCCCAACCAUCCAGCUAGUUACCCAAUUGAUGCCCCAUGGCUGCUUACUAGACUACGUCCAUGAACAGAAGGAUAACAUUGGCUCCCAGCUUCUGCUUAACUGGUGUGUCCAGAUUGCCAAGGGCAUGAUGUAUCUGGAAGAGAGGAGACUGGUUCACCGAGACUUGGCAGCCCGGAAUGUCUUGGUGAAAUCACCAAAUCACGUGAAGAUCACAGACUUUGGCCUGGCAAGACUCCUGGAAGGGGAUGAAAAAGAAUACAGUGCUGAUGGUGGGAAGAUGCCAAUUAAAUGGAUGGCCCUCGAGUGCAUACAUUAUAGGAAGUUCACACAUCAGACGGAUGUUUGGAGUUAUGGCGUCACCAUUUGGGAGCUUAUGACGUUUGGUGGAAAACCCUAUGAUGGAAUCCCCACAAGAGAAAUUCCUGACCUGCUCGAGAAGGGGGAGCGCCUGCCACAGCCUCCCAUCUGCACCAUUGAUGUUUACAUGGUGAUGGUAAAAUGUUGGAUGAUUGAUGCUGACAGUCGGCCGAAGUUCAAGGAGCUGGCUGCGGAAUUUUCUAGAAUGGCUCGAGAUCCUCAGAGAUACCUGGUCAUUCAGGGAGAUGACCGCAUGAAGCUCCCAAGCCCAAAUGACAGCAAGUUUUUCCAAAAUCUGCUGGAUGAAGGAGACCUGGAAGACAUGAUGGAUGCUGAAGAAUACCUAGUUCCUCAGGCCUUUAACAUUCCUCCACCCAUUUAUACGUCUAGGGCAAGAAUGGACUCAAACAGGAGUGAAAUUGGACACAGCCCUCCUCCUGCCUACACCCCUAUGUCAGGAAACCAGUUUAUCUACAGAGAUGGCAGCUUAGCUCCAGAGCAGGGAGUCCCCUUGCCCUAUCGGGCUGCCAUACCGAGCAUAGCCCCAGAACCUCCCAUCUUGCAAGGGGCUGCAGAAAUCUGUGACGACACCUGCUGCAAUGGCACUUUACGGAAGCAAGUGGCCAGCCUUUCGCAGGAAGACAGCAUCACGCAGAGGUACAGCGCUGACCCGACCGUUUUUAUACCAGAGCGAGGGGCACGGAAUGAGCUGGAUGAAGACGGCUAUAUGACUCCGAUGCCAGAGAAGUCCAAAACAGAUCAUCUGAAUCCAGUAGAAGAGAACCCGUUUGUUUCCCGGCGGAAGAACUGCGAUCUACAAGCACUGGACAACCCAGAGUAUCUCAAUGGCCAAAAUGGGAAACCCAAAGCCGAGGAUGAAUACGUGAAUGAGCCAUGGUACCUCAACACCUUUGCAAGCACCUUUGAGAAUUUGGAGUACAUGAAGAAAAACGGGCUCCCGUUGCCUGAGAAGCCGAAGAAAGCCUUUGACAACCCAGGUUAUUGGAAUCACAGCCUGCCUCCACGCAGUACCCUCCAGCAUCCGGACUACCUGCAGGAAUACAGCACAAAGUAUUUUUACAAACAGAAUGGAAGAAUCCAGCCCAUUGUGGCAGAGAACCCCGAAUACCUCUCAGAGUUCUCCCUGAAGCCUGGCAUGAUGCUGCCUCCUCCACCUUACAGACACAGAAACACAGUGGUGUAAUCCCGGAAGUGUCCUCGAGAAAUAGGGAACCCAUACCAGCACUCUCCUUUCUUUCUUUCUCUCCCUUCUCCCCCCUCCCUCUUUUUUCUUACUUGCUUGUCUCGUUUUUUCUUGCCAGUCCAACUUCUGUCCUCCCCCCUUCCCCCCCCCCCGGCCAUUUGAUGUCUACAAAUGGAAAGACAUGUUUAAGUCAUUUGUUCCAGGAAUCAGGGAAGAAAGAAGAGCAGAAAAUGAAAGAAAGGGAGGGGGUGGUGGAAAGCCUGGCAUUUCUCACUUUCUACGCACCCGGAGGACCAGGAGGUCAAACAAGCCAAUGAAUACUAGUAAAAGCCAGUGGCGGUUUUUUUUGCCCGCUGUCAAGCUAGUUCUCCACGUAGUGAUUCAGCUCUGAUGCUGCAGGGAAAGUCACACUGUGUCAAUUUCUAUCAGCAGGAAAUGCUUAGAGCUGCUGGAGCGUUCCUGGAGAAGGCAAUUCCAUUUGGGGGCGGGGGGGUGAGGAGUAAGAAAGGACAAUUUUUAUAUCAUAAGUGAUGACAUAAUAACUGAGAUUGAGAAUCCAAUUUCUUUCUUUAACACUUUUUAUUCAGCCACCUAAACAGAAUGGCUAACCAAGCUUGCUAUAUCUCUCUCUGCUUCACUGUGGCCAUCUGAGGAAUCGUGUCACAAGAUCAUAGAGCUCUCACCUUCUGCUAGUACCUUUUCUCCAUCACUUCUGCUGAUGUGGGUCCAUUUCCUUCUUUCGGAGGUCUUGUUACUUCAUGCUCCCGCGCAUGACAUCACAGCUUUUCUACCAGUCAAUGUGAGAACAAGCAGUUUGAAAGCAAAAUAUUUCAGGCCACAAGCAACAAAAUGAACAGGGAAGCAAGAAACAUCGUGGGUGUUUUUUUUUAAAGGCAAAGAACAACCAAGAUUUAUAUGCACAAACAUUCUGGUUCAUGUUUUAUUGUUGGUGAAUACAAAACCUAGUAGUAAUUCUCCUCUCAGUUUCCUUUGGCUUGUCAGCUAAAGUUGGGGAAUAGUAGGCAGCAAUGAGGACUGGAAAGAGGGAGAAGAAUUACCAUCUUUUUCUUUUUCUUUCUUUUAAAAUAAAAUCCACCUGCUCCUAAAGGAGGCAGGAUCAGGAGGGAGACUUGAAAUCAAAAAGAA
Messenger RNA from Pogona vitticeps (central bearded dragon), 5160 nucleotides. RefSeq names its product erb-b2 receptor tyrosine kinase 4 (gene ERBB4). Gene Ontology annotation, cellular component: signaling receptor complex; plasma membrane; basal plasma membrane. Lineage: Eukaryota; Metazoa; Chordata; Lepidosauria; Squamata; Agamidae. Gene Ontology annotation, biological process: negative regulation of apoptotic process; neurogenesis; positive regulation of cell population proliferation. Gene Ontology annotation, molecular function: ATP binding; transmembrane receptor protein tyrosine kinase activity; epidermal growth factor receptor binding. The record is from RefSeq and is a predicted model, not a curated record.